ACGAAGAGGAGGAGGGGAAUAAAGAAGAUUUCCUCCCUCCUUUACUAGAACCAGAUGAGACCAGCAUUUAGCCCAGCUGACUAGAAACAAUCCUCCAUAACUGUACUUUGCAUGUGCAGCCAUGUUCCGUUUUCAGGAUCGCUGCCGUUCUUCAGUUUUACGUUAUUUUGCAUCUUAUUAUUCUGUAACCAGAGUAGAGAAGCCUUUGGAGAAAGUGCAUUACACAAAACUGUUCAUAAACAAUGAAUGGCACAAUGCAGUCAGUGGAAAGACAUUUCCAACUGUGGACCCAUCUACUGGAAGAACCAUCGCUCAGGUUGCAGAAGCAGACAAGGUUGAUGUGGAUCUUGCAGUUGAUGCUGCAAAGCAGGCUUUUAAGCUGGGGUCUCCCUGGCGCUGUAUGGAUGCGUCACACAGAGGUCAGCUUUUGAACCGUCUUGCAGACCUUAUAGAAAGAGAUAGAGUGUACCUGGCCUCUUUGGAAACCCUGGAUAAUGGUAAACCUGUUUCAAUGUCUUAUAAUAUGGAUGUUGGUGAAACAAUCAAGAUUUAUAGGUAUUUUGCAGGGUUUGCAGACAAAUUGCAUGGAAAGACUAUCCCUAUAGAUGGAAAUUACUUUUGUUAUACACGACAUGAACCAGUAGGUGUUUGUGGACAAAUAAUUCCGUGGAAUUUUCCAUUGGUAAUGCAGAGCUGGAAACUUGCACCAGCACUAGCCACUGGGAACACAGUUGUCAUGAAAGUCGCUGAGCAAACACCACUCUCUGGUUUAUACAUAGCAUCCUUGAUAAAAGAAGCUGGAUUUCCUCCUGGUGUAGUGAACAUUUUAACUGGCUAUGGGCCUACAGCAGGGGCAGCAAUAGCAAGACACAUGGACAUUGAUAAAGUCGCCUUCACAGGCUCCACCAAAGUUGGCCACCUAAUUCAAAAAGCGGCUGGUGAAUCAAAUCUCAAAAGAGUAACUCUGGAACUUGGUGGGAAGAGCCCAUGUAUUGUCCUAGAAGAUGCAGACCUGGAUCAAGCAGUAAAGCAAUGUAAUGAAGCUCUGUUCUUUAAUAUGGGUCAGUGCUGCGCGGCAGGCUCCAGGACCUACGUUCAAGAAUCUAUUUACAAUGAAUUUAUAGAACGCUCCAUUGAGAAAGCCAAAGCAAUAAAAGUUGGAGACCCCUUUGAAUUUGACACAGAACAUGGUCCACAAAUAGAUAAAAAACAAUUUGACAAAAUAUUUGACUAUAUUAAAAGUGGUAAAAAGGAAGGUGCUAAACUCAUGUGUGGUGGAGAGCGCUAUGGUGAUGAAGGCUUUUUUAUCAAGCCAACUGUAUUUGCAGAUGUCCAGGAUAACAUGAGAAUGGCAAGGGAAGAAAUAUUUGGCCCUGUACAACAGAUAUUUAAAUUUGGAAAGACAGAAGAAGUCAUUAAUAGAGCGAAUGACUCAAAAUACGGAUUGGCAGCAGGUAUAUUUACUAAAGACAUAGACAAGGCAAUGCACCUUACUCAAGCAUUACAAGCUGGCACAGUGUGGGUCAAUACGUAUAAUACUCUGGGAUGUCAGACACCAUUUGGCGGCUAUAAAGAAUCAGGAAAUGGAAGAGAGCUUGGAGAAGAUGGACUAAGAGCUUAUACAGAAGUGAAAUGUGUGACAAUAAAAAUCCCACAAAAGAAUUCUUAGUGAGUUAUAGAAUUGUUUAGAAAGGGUAUGCAGAAAUGUAAAACUUGUACAAUUCUAUAGUUCAUCUAAAUUACAAGCAGUAGAAAUGUUAUUGGAAUAGGAACAUUACUCCCACUACUGAUAUAUUUUUUAGUAUUUUUCAUUACCAUUAUGGAUUCUAUACUUAAGUACUAAAAUUAUUUGUGUAGAAAGGGUUUUUAAUAUAUCUUAGACUGCUCUGGUUUUAUACUUUAGGACCAGGAAAAGGACUGCUUUUUAUCUUCUUCAAAUACUAAUCAGGUGCAGCCCAAUGAAUUCUCCAUGUGUCUCUGUCUUCGAAAGGGAGAGGAAUAAAAGUAGUCAUACAC
Hyla sarda is the source of this 2016-nucleotide messenger RNA. RefSeq names its product aldehyde dehydrogenase 1 family member B1 (gene ALDH1B1). The record is from RefSeq and is a predicted model, not a curated record. The transcript is spliced from 2 exons. Gene Ontology annotation, molecular function: aldehyde dehydrogenase (NAD+) activity. The coding region runs from base 122 to 1669 and encodes 515 amino acids. NCBI's taxonomy places the organism in Eukaryota, Metazoa, Chordata, Amphibia, Anura, Hylidae.